AUGUUUCUCAGUCCCAUCUCGUCAAUGGUCCUCGAGACGAUUGUGGUGGUCCUUACGCUCGGCUUCACCCCAGCUCAAUCAGCUCUGAGGGCCGGGGCACUUGCGCCUCUGUCAUUGUGUGUGGGCCACUGCCUCUCAACGACGCUCGAAUACUUUGUGCGCACUCCUUGGGCACUUCUAGCGGGCGGAUACUCGGUGAUGCUGUUGUUUCACCUUAUCGAUAUCGAUCUGCUGUCGCGCUGGGAAUUCCCCAAGCCCAGCCGUGCCGUCACACUCACAGGAUCUGAACACAUGAGCUCCAGAGGGACGUCCGACUCAACUAGGACGGCCCGGCUGCGAUACGGCGUCUCGGCCUGCUUUAAUGCGCGAUGCAUUGGAACCCCUGAGCAAGUGCGCAACAUCCCCAAGCCACUUAAUCAGAAAAGAGCGGCAUUUCUCCAUGAAGCCGCUAGGUUCGUGACCCUCAGCUACAUCAGCCUCGACGUGCUGGGGUCAAUGGGCGAUCCCGAGGUGGGAUCUCGCUUUCUAGUCGCGUCCCGAGUGCCAUUCUUUCGACGUUUGUCUGAUAUUACUGCAGAAGACAUGGUUAUUCGCGUAUUCUCUGCGGCUCCUUCAGGCGUCCGCCUUGUAUGCAAUCAGGGCGGAUUCUAUAUCCUCUUCGCAUUUCCGCAAGCCUGGCCUUCCUUCUACGGAUCCCUAUCGGAGGCCUACAGUAUUCGCAGGCUCUGGAGUCGCGUUUGGCACCAAUCCAUCACGCACAAAUUCCGCGCGAUUGCCCGGUUUGUGGCGGAGGAUGUUCUUGGUCUGCCGCCGAAUGCGCUGGUGCGCCAAUAUGGGCAUAUUUUAGUGUAUGUGUUUAUGUCUGCGUGUGCAGUUCUCCUCCUGAGUGAUAUGGUAUCGCGAGCAGAGCGCGUCUCUGAAUUCCUUUGGAAUGAAGGCUUGUUGGCUUGGUCGCUUCCUGCCCAUGUUUAUCCGAUGCUGUAUCGGUUCAGCAUGGGCCUCAACGAUUCAGUGGUUCUAGUGAGCAAUUCUUGGUUUAGUUGGAGGGAUGAUAUUUGA
Molecule: messenger RNA, 1059 nt
Organism: Aspergillus uvarum CBS 121591
Lineage: Eukaryota; Fungi; Ascomycota; Eurotiomycetes; Eurotiales; Aspergillaceae
Product: wax synthase family protein
Exons: 4
Coding region: 1-1059 (352 amino acids)
Source: RefSeq, a predicted model, not a curated record